This is a messenger RNA of Dovyalis caffra, 993 nucleotides long. Lineage: Eukaryota; Viridiplantae; Streptophyta; Magnoliopsida; Malpighiales; Salicaceae. The record is from the annotation of a GenBank genome assembly.
AUGUCUUCUCUUCUUGCAGCCUUUCUCUUGCUCACAUCCUUGGCCUUUACCUCUGCCUCCACCGUGCCACUCCGGCCUGGAUUUUACGCCGAUACGUGCCCGGAAGCUGAAUUCAUUGUCAAGGAUGUGAUGUGGAGGAACAUGAUGAGAGAACCAAGAAGUGUUGCCUCUGUCAUGCGUUUUCAAUUCCAUGACUGUUUUGUUAAUGGUUGUGAUGCUUCUUUGCUGCUUGAUGACACUCCAAACAUGCUAGGAGAGAAGCUUUCUCUGUCCAACAUAGAUUCUUUAAGGUCCUAUGAAGUUAUUGACGAAGUUAAGGAAGAGUUAGAGAAGGUUUGUCCAGGGACGGUUUCUUGUGCAGAUAUAGUUAUCAUGGCCGCUAGAGACGCUGUUGUCCUGAGUGGAGGGCCUCGUUGGGAAGUGAAGUUAGGGAGAGUAGACAGCUUAACGGCCAGCCAAGAGGACUCCAACAAUAUCAUGCCAAGUCCAAGAGCCAAUGCAAGCCUUCUCAUAGACCUCUUUGAAAGAUUCAAUCUCUCGGUCAAGGAUAUGGUGGCCCUUUCAGGGUCACAUUCUAUCGGCCAAGGUCGGUGCUUCUCUAUAGUCUUCAGGCUCUAUAACCAGUCAGGCUCUGGCAAACCUGACCCAGCAAUUGAGCCGAAGUAUAGAGAGAAGCUAAACAAGCUUUGUCCCCUUGGCGGAGACGAAAGCGUGACAGGAGACCUUGACGCAACACCAACUACGUUUGAUAACAGAUAUUUCAAGGACUUGGUCGCUGGGAGAGGAUUUCUUAAUUCUGAUCAAACACUUCACACGUUUCCUGAAACAAGGAAAUAUGUGAUCCUUUUUAGCAUAGACCAGCAGGCAUUUUUCAAUGCCUUUGUCGAGGGCAUGAUAAAAAUGGGCGACUUGCAGUCUGGGCGGCCUGGAGAGAUUAGAAGCAAUUGUAGGAUGGCCAACAGCCGGCCUGUUAAUGUACUGUUGGAAUCUUAA